Molecule: messenger RNA, 300 nt
Organism: Strongylus vulgaris
Lineage: Eukaryota; Metazoa; Nematoda; Chromadorea; Rhabditida; Strongylidae
Source: the annotation of a GenBank genome assembly
AUGGGAGAACCAAAGGAACCGCCAUUCUUCAAUCUGCCACCGCUUCCUGCACAAAAUGCAGGACCUAGUGGCACGACAUCGGGAGAGAAAAUUAAAGAAAAAUCAGGAAAAAGCCAAGAAAAGCUGAGCAAAGAGGGGAAAGCAGGAAGUAAGGAACCGAUUGCUUCCAUUCCAACAAAACCUCCUCCUAAUCUUGGAGCUUUCAAAGCGCUCAUUGCCGUAACGUGGCUUUUGUUCAUUGCGUGUGUGGUUGGCUUAAUAUAUGUGAUUAUACAAUACAAAAUCGAUCGUGAAUCGUAG